UCGCUGAGUGGCGGCCAAGAGCAGUAUGGAGGGGAAGGCGACGUCCACGCCGUCUACAGACCGCGCGUGCUCGGUGUCCGCGGAGGAAAUCGAAAAGUGGAUGGAGGCGGCGAUGCACAUGGCCAAAGAAGCCCUUGCAAAUACCGAAGUUCCCGUUGGCUGCCUUAUGGUCUACAACAAUGAAGUUGUGGGGAAAGGAAGAAAUGAAGUUAACCAAACCAAAAAUGCUACUCGACAUGCAGAAAUGGUGGCCAUCGAUCAGGUCCUUGACUGGUGUCGUCAAAGUGGCCGAAGUCCCUCUGAAGUGUUUGAACACACGGUGCUGUACGUCACUGUGGAGCCGUGUAUCAUGUGUGCAGCUGCUCUCCGCCUGAUGAAAAUCCCGCUGGUUGUAUAUGGCUGCCAGAAUGAACGAUUUGGUGGUUGUGGUUCUGUUCUAAAUAUUGCUUCUGCCGACCUACCAAAUACUGGGAGACUGUUUCAGUGCAUUCCUGGAUAUCGGGCCGAGGAAGCAGUGGAAAUGUUAAAGACCUUCUACAAACAGGAAAAUCCAAAUGCACCAAAAUCAAAAGUUCGGAAAAAAGAAUGCCAGAAAUCUUGAACUUGUUCCGAUAAUACGUCACAGUGACCUGGACAAAAUUCUUGGACUGAAAGCUGUUGACAUCAUUGAUUCAUGUAUUUCUAUAUUGUCAGUCACCCAUGGGAAAGUGGUGUCUCUCAUCAUUCGUUCUGGAAAGGGAACAAAUUAGCACUUUUAAAAAGUCUGACGAUUGUAAACAGCUAUUAGCUUUUCCACAAGUUAAAAGAACAUUCUAAGAAGGGGAAAAAUUAAGGUUUGAGGUUUUAGAAAUUAGCAAGCCCUGCAUGCCCUCCCAGCCACAGCGUUAUGCCCUGCCCGGGCAAGUACUAAUUUUUCAGAGAAUGCGAACCAGACCCAGGUACCUGGUGUGUGUCUGGACCAUGGUGUGCCGCACUGCA
Messenger RNA from Otolemur garnettii (small-eared galago), 978 nucleotides. RefSeq names its product adenosine deaminase, tRNA specific 2 (gene ADAT2). The coding region runs from base 26 to 601 and encodes 191 amino acids. The record is from RefSeq and is a predicted model, not a curated record. Gene Ontology annotation, molecular function: tRNA-specific adenosine-34 deaminase activity; zinc ion binding. Gene Ontology annotation, biological process: tRNA wobble adenosine to inosine editing. The transcript is spliced from 6 exons. Gene Ontology annotation, cellular component: nucleus; cytoplasm. NCBI's taxonomy places the organism in Eukaryota, Metazoa, Chordata, Mammalia, Primates, Galagidae.